UUGCCUCUCCUAUGUUCGGGAAGCCAGACAAAAUGGACGUUCGGUGCCACUCGGACGCCGAGGCUGCCCGGGUGUCGAAGAACGCGCACAAGGAGAGCCGGGAGACCAAGGGCGCCGAGGGGAACCUCCCCGCCGCCUUCCUCAAGGAGCCGCAGGGCGCCUUUUCGGCGUCGGGCGCUGCGGAAGAUUGUAACAAAAGUAAAUCCAAUUCCGCCGCGGAUCCAGAUUACUGCCGCCGGAUCCUGGUCCGAGAUGCCAAGGGGUCCAUCCGAGAGAUCAUCCUGCCCAAGGGCCUGGACCUGGACCGGCCCAAGAGGACGCGCACGUCCUUCACGGCGGAGCAGCUCUACCGGCUGGAGAUGGAGUUCCAGCGCUGCCAGUACGUGGUGGGCCGCGAGAGGACCGAGCUCGCCCGCCAGCUCAACCUCUCCGAGACCCAGGUGAAGGUCUGGUUCCAGAACCGGCGCACGAAGCAGAAGAAGGACCAGGGCAAGGACUCGGAGCUGCGCUCGGUGGUGUCGGAGACGGCUGCCACGUGCAGCGUGCUGCGGCUGCUGGAGCAAGGCCGCCUGCUGUCGCCGCCCGGCCUGCCCGCGCUGCUGCCGCCGUGCGCUACGGGCGCGCUCGGCUCGGCGCUACGCGGGCCCAGCCUGCCAUCCCUGGGCGCAGGCGCCGCCGCGGGCUCAGCCGCCGCCGCCGCCGCCUCGGGUCCCGCAGGCACCGAGUCCCCACACCCGCCGGCCGUGGGCGGCGCGCCCGGGCCGGGGCCUGCCGGGCCAGGAGGACUGCACGCGGGCGCGCCGGCCGCCGGCCACGGCCUCUUCAGCUUGCCCGUGCCCUCGCUGCUCGGAUCCGUCGCCAGCCACCUGUCGUCCGCCCCGUUGACAAUGGCCGGCUCGCUGGCUGGAAAUUUGCAAGAACUUUCCGCCCGAUACCUGAGCUCCUCGGCCUUCGAGCCUUACUCCCGGACCAACAAUAAAGAAGGGGCCGAGAAAAAAGCGCUGGACUGAUUUGAAGUGUUUCACUUAUUUAUAUUUAUGGUAUCUAUUGUGGUGAUAUUUAUGGACUCGCGCGUUAGGCGUCCGGGGCUCCUGCGCGGCGCUCCGCGCUCCCACGAGGCCUCUGACUACUCUCCUCCCCCACCACGCACGGCUACGAUUUCAUCGCAUUUGGGCUAAUUUUUUCCACCUUUCUUCCGUGUCCCCACCCCCCAAAAAAACUUCCUUCUGAAUCCAGGAGAGAUCCAAAGAAUUGGGAAAGAUGCCAGAGUUAGUCAGCCCGACGCCCCAACCAUCACCGGGUCAUGGAGGGAAAAGCCUGGCUCUGUGUCUACAGCACAGGACACCUGCUCUCCGUCGUCCCGCUGCCGCCGCUGCUAAUUGUUCCUACACUAUUGGAAAGAGGGAAGCUGCAACGCAGACGCCGGGGGCUGGAAAGGCUUGUAGGUUUCUUUAAACCAAAAAACGAGGACGUUCCUCUCUCCAGAGAAAGCAGGGCGUAGGGAGCCUCUGGGCCCCACCUUGUGGACCUUGGAAGAGCCGGUGCGCACACAGCUGUCCCAUCGAACAUGUCCGGCUGAGUUUUCUCUUCUUUAGAGAAAUUCCCGUCCCAACCACCCAGACCCCAGGAAACAAUAAGCCUAACGUGGUAGGCAAGGGUGGUAAUACGUUUGAUCUCAUCAGCAAUAAACUAAGAAUAAUAACUAUGACAUCAAACCAGAUGACGUGGAAACAUAGUUUUAGAAUACUCAUAAUAACGGAGUUUGGGAGGUGUAAGAAAAUUCAGGAGAGAAAAUGCUCCAGACAGCAAUUUUGCAACAUUAAAGUUCUGGGUGUUGUGACUUUAAACAGGAAUUUAAAGGGGGAAAAGCAAAGCAAAGGCCAACCUCGCUAGUGAAAGAAAAUCCACGCUUUCUCGGAGGCUGUUUGGAGCGGGUGGCCGGCGGCGUCAGGUUCUUCCCGGAGAAGGUCGUGCGGCUCCCGGCAGUCUCCCCACGCCGGCUCUUCUCCCAACCGCUUGCUAGACGCGUGGCUCAGGGCUGGCUUGCUGAGUUUGGAGACAAUCAGCACUCCUCUCCCCUACUCUCGGGUUCACAAAACCUUUCAAGCGCCGGGGAAACACGGGGAUUUCAGAGCAAUGCUUGGCAGACCUGGGAGCGCGACGCAGCCCGGACACCCAGGCAGUCCAGCCUCCUCCGUCUGUAGGCUCCGGGUCCAGAUCAGCUCCCUCGUGGCUGAUAGGAAAGGCAUCACCUCUUCACACCCAAACCCCAGGGUUUCAAUGGUCCCAAGUCAAAUCUGGACCGAGACGCCGGCGCGGCCUAGCCCCUUACAACGCACAGCAGCGACCUACCCCGCACCACGGCCACCACAUUUUAACCAAAAUCACACACCAAGACCGCGAGGUGCCGCACUGUCUAGGAUAUAUUCCUCCAACCGAAGCAAGAGCAGAGCAUUAAAAAAAAAAAAAAAAAAGUAAUUUUAUUGUAAAUUAUUUACGUCGAAAAAAAUUUUUUUGAAUUUUUUUUUUUUUUAGGCAAAUAGUAAAGAAAAUAAUGAAGGAUUCAAAUGCGGGUAGGUGUCCCUGAAACCUGGCUACUAACUUUGUUCUGAAUGUUUUGGAUAUUUGGAUGCUUUGUAUUUAUGUGGUGAGAGUGAAAUAUAUCUAUAUCUAUGACGAUAAACAA
Loxodonta africana (African savanna elephant) is the source of this 2686-nucleotide messenger RNA. It is a transcript of the gene VAX1, whose product is annotated as ventral anterior homeobox 1. Lineage: Eukaryota; Metazoa; Chordata; Mammalia; Proboscidea; Elephantidae. Bases 12 to 1010 code for a protein of 332 amino acids. The record is from RefSeq and is a predicted model, not a curated record. The transcript is spliced from 3 exons. Gene Ontology annotation, cellular component: nucleus. Gene Ontology annotation, biological process: central nervous system development; neuron differentiation; brain development. Gene Ontology annotation, molecular function: DNA-binding transcription factor activity, RNA polymerase II-specific; RNA polymerase II cis-regulatory region sequence-specific DNA binding.